Molecule: messenger RNA, 7626 nt
Organism: Biomphalaria glabrata
Lineage: Eukaryota; Metazoa; Mollusca; Gastropoda; Planorbidae
Product: macrophage mannose receptor 1-like
Exons: 46
Coding region: 411-6401 (1996 amino acids)
Molecular function (GO): signaling receptor activity
Source: RefSeq, a predicted model, not a curated record
UUCAAUAUUUCUUUAUCUUCAAUUUGAUUUACCUAUUUUUUUCUAUUGAUAAAUUAAAAACUCAGCUAUUAGACUUAAUGAAUCUAUUUGUUAAAAUAUUUGUUGAUUGUGGGGUGCUUACGUUUGAUGUAACAUUUGUUUGUGCAAUUUAAAUAGAACCUUGAGUUCAAGGUGUCUAGAAUUUUGUUAAUGCAUGAAAGUCUUCGACGACGAUCUACCGUCAUAACUAGAUAUAAAGUAAAGUAGCCUACAAAAAAGUAUACCUGGAUUACAGUAAACAUGGCAUCAUAUAGGAUAAAACUUUUAAAUUGUGUGAAAUUUACUAAUUACUGUUGAUCUGACAUCGUUGUACAAAAUUUACUGGAUACAUAGAAUCUAUACUCAUUACAAAGGCAGCAUUGAUAUUAACCAUGCAUCUUUCAAAUCACUUGUUUUUAUGGAAAUACUUUAAAUCUCAUCAAUUCUGUGUUGGUUUGGUGUUAUGGAUUUUAUCACAUAUAGCUGAAAGUACACAAUGUCCAUAUGGCUGGUUAGACUAUCCAGGAAGUACAUCUUGUUAUUAUAUCACAGACUAUCAAGUUCGUUACAACUAUGACAUGGCUUCAGACAGAUGUAAAGCGUUUGAGUCUGAUCUUAUUAUGAUAGACUCAAAGAAAGAAUUGGAAUGGCUUCUACAAGAACUAAGAAAAAGAGGGGCCCAGGGGUUGCCUCCCAAAAUAGCUUGGUGGGUUGGGCUAGUAGACAAAGGUAAAGGCGCACAGUUAAUGAAUGGAUCAAACAUCGAUACUUCUUUCUUAGCAGUAAUUUCUUCUUCGUCACUAGGAACAACAUGUGGUUCAGUGUCCAACAGGUCGAUCUUAAUGACAAACUGCACUGCUUGGAUGGGCUUCAUUUGUGAAAGAGACAAAAAUUUGCCAUUAAAAUGUGAAGUUGAAGAACAAUGGGUUUUCAUUAACGGAUCUUGUGUCAAAUAUUUUUCAUCUCCACUUCCAUGGUCAUCAGCUCAGCGUGUGUGCAACUCAUCCCAAAGCUCUUUGGUCAAAGUCACCACUUCCGAACAAAUUUCUUUUAUAUGGGAUGAGGCCAAAGUUUCAUCUUCUGCUUCAUGGAUUGGAUUUCAGUUUAAUGCAGCCAAAAAGCGGUAUGAGUGGACUGAUGGAUCACCAACUAAUGUAUCUAUUCCUUGGUGGAGUGAGAAUCAGCCAGUAAAUGCCAGUACCAAUGCUUCUAGACUUUGUGGUGUAGUUGAUGGCAAUAACGAGAGACUUACAUCAUUGGGAACUCAGAACUGCAAUGUUUCUUAUCCUUUUACCUGCGAAAAACCUGAAGGUGUCUGUCCCGAUGGCUGGAUACGUCACCAAGAGAUGUGCUUCAAAUUCUUCACUAAUCAGAAAUUUUCAUGGACCCAAUCUAAAUUUUAUUGCUCUGCAAUGGGCGCAAAUAUAUUACAGAUUACUAGGCAAUCCUUUCAGAAUGUGAUCAAUUCUUAUUUUAAAGAGCUCAGAGCAUUGUUUGUUUCUUCUAUUUGGAUUGGAGCUUCAGAUGAUGGCUCUGGUCAACAAUUCAUCUGGUCAGAUGGUACAGAGAUAUCUUACACUAAUUGGGCACUCAAGCCUCCUGCCUCUGUAGCUGGUGUCAAAAGAUUUGGUUUCUUAAACACAAGUGAUGCUGAUGGAAAGUGGCAACUACAAGAUGGAAAAGCAGUCACCAGAAGAGCCUUUGCUUGUUCUAUUCCUACAAAUAAGCCACUUAGAGACUUGCCUUCUACCAACAAGUCACUUCUAUGUGAUGAAGGCUGGGAGGUUGCUGGGGACUCGUGUGUUUACAUUAGUGAUAAUGAUGCAACCUAUAUGGAGGCACAGCAGGCAUGUCUUAGCCUUAAAUCUCAGCUAGUGGUCAUCAACUCUCAGGACAUUCAUGGAUAUAUGACAAGCAGAAUUCAGACUGGAGCAUACUGGACAGGUCUCAAUGAUAGAAAUAGUGAGGGAAAAUUUCAAUGGUCAAAUAGCAUCAAACUGACAAUAACGUACUGGGCAGAUGGACAACCUGACAAUAAAGCAGAUGAAAACUGUGUCAUACUGAAACCAGUAUCUAGCAGUGUCAGGUGGUUUGAUGUCAAGUGUUCAGAUACAUACAGCUACAUUUGUCAGAAACCACCAGUAAAUGCCAAUGAUUCUAUUUUAACAACUACUGAAGUUAAAGGUCAGUAUAGUGCUAAAUGUGGAUCCAUGUGGGAAGAAAGAGCUGGGACAGACUGGUGCUAUCAGUUCAGGCUAACUAAAUUAACAUGGCAUGAUGCUAAUGACCUGUGCACCUUUUACAAUGGAUCAUUGGCCAGUAUUACCUCAAAGGAAGAACAGAGUUACUUUGAAGGUAUUAUUAGAUCUUACACAUCAGUGGUCUUCUGGAUUGGAGCCUCGGACAGAUCAAAAGAAGCUGGUUGGCAGUGGAUAGAUGGAAGCCCAUUAGCUUAUCUUAAUUGGGACAGAGGAGAACCAAACAAUUUAAAUGAUGAAGAUUGUGCUGGUAUUAAGAGCAACAACUACAGGUGGAAUGACUUCCCCUGCAACAUUCGAAACAGUUUUAUCUGCAAAAAAAGAGCUGAUUCUGUUGCAAUGUCAACUGUUAAAACUACACCAAGAUCUGUACCAUCUGGCCAAUACUUUGGAUGUCCACCUGGAUGGCUGACCUAUAAUUACAAGUGCUAUCUUAUAAGAACUGAUUCUGUCAAGUGGUUGGAAGCUGAGGCUGCAUGCAAAAAAGAAAGUUCAGAAUUGGCCAGUGUUCAUUCCAAGCAAGAAAAUGACUUCAUCUGGUCUCAACUUCCCAAAGAUAGUUGUGAAGACCUUCAUCUCAAUUCCACUGAGUGUGAUGUCUGGGUCAGGGCUAAUGAGUGUCAAAAGAACCCCCAGUGGAUGUUACAAAACUGUAAGAAGUCCUGCUCCUUCUGCAAUAAAGAUUGCCAUGACAAGUACACACAGAUACAGUGUCAGUACUGGGCCAGGGUUGGAGAGUGUACUAAAAAUUCUGCUUGGAUGUGGGCUAAUUGUGCUCAGUCUUGUGGCUGUAAUCAAGAUAUCAAUAAUGGCUAUUGGCUUGGUUUGAGUGAUCUUCAAAGUCAAAUGAGCUUUUCAUGGACAGACUAUUCAAGUGUUGUCUAUACUAACUGGCAAUUGAAUGAACCAAAUAAUUAUAUUGGAAAGAAUGAGGACUGCAUUCAAAUUCACUCUGUUACAGGUCAAUGGUCAGAUGAUAUUUGUGAUGUUCCUAGGACAGGGUAUGUGUGCAAGAAACCUUUGGACAUAUUAGAUAAACCAACUAUAGCACCCAAUCAGAUUGGUUGUCCAGCAAGAGGGUUUGGUUAUGGAAGUACAUGCUAUAUUAUAUAUGACACUCCUAGAUCAUGGUUAGAGGCUCAAGCAGACUGUAUUCAGAUCAAUGGACAAUUAGCUACUGUAUCAGAUAGUAUAACAAAUGCUUUUAUUACCUCGGAGCUGGUGAACAAAGAAAGCUCCUACUGGAUUGGCCUGUCUGACAAGAAUGGCACAUAUAUGUGGUCCAGUGGGUCAAUGUUACAAUACACUAUCUGGGCUCCCUCACACACAGGCAAUGAAUGGAACACUUGUGUGGCCAUAAGAUCACAAAGACCUGUUGGAUUGUGGGAAAACCUUCAGUGCCAGCAACAACAACCGUAUGUGUGUGAAACUCUUCGUCAAGGUUUUGUUAAGCCAGCCCCACCGACAGUUCCUUCAGCAACAUCAUUAGGGCCUUGCCCUCCACAAUGGAAUGGUCUCAAUGGCCUCUGCUAUCGUUAUUUUACUGAUAAAAAGACUUGGUUUGAAGCACAAGCCCGAUGUGAAACAUUUGGAGGCAAUUUGACAAGUAUUCAUAAUUCUGCAACUCAACAAUUUGUAAUAAGCUCAACAGUUUUGCAAUGGCGAAGUUUGCCUGCUUGGAUCGGAUUAUCUGAUGCUGUCAGCGAAUCUAAUUUUCAGUGGAUUGAUGGAUCAUCACUUAAUUUCUCUAAUUGGAAAUACGGAGAACCUAACAAUUCUACAGUGUUUGAAGAUUGUGUGGAGUUGGUACAGUACUCUGGAGGACAGUGGAAUGACAAUCACUGCUAUGUAGUGCAACCAUUCUUUUGCACCAUCCUUCAAGGUGCUACACUGCCUUCUGUAGUUCCAGCUCUAACACCUACACCUUCCACCAGCUGUGCAGAUCCUUCCUGGCAAUAUUUCAAUGGUUCCUGUUACUAUCUCAGUUCACAUGAUCCUAUGACUUGGUACCAAGCAAGACAAAAAUGUCUUUCAUCAGGCGGAGAUCUUGUCAGUAUACUGUCUGAAGAUGAAAAUAAUUUUUUGAUUACUUGGCUAAGUAGGACUGGAGGUUCACAGGUUUGGAUAGGUUUCAAUCAACUAGACCAGGAAGAAUAUGUCUGGUCUGAUGGUAUGCCCACUAAUUUUGUAGCCUGGGGUAGAGGUGAACCAAAUGAUGGUUAUGGUGCAGAACGCUGUGUGGAUUUAAGUGGUAGUAAUGGAUAUUGGAUUGAUGACAACUGUAACACUAAUUUUGGUUACAUCUGUAAAAAGUCAAACAACUCUAAUGCUGCUAUAGUUGUUACCCCUACACCUCUGAUUGAUGGAAACUGUCCUUAUGGAUUUGUCAGUGAAGUCAAAAGUAACAAAUGCUACUUUGUUGGUGGCUUGGGAAAUGACUUGAGCAAUGACCCAAAGCUAGGCUGGAUACAGGCCAGAGAUUUUUGUCGCAACCUUACAUCCCCCAAGCGUGUAGAUAUUGGAAGUAUUAACAGUCUUCAAGACCAAGAAACAAUCACAAUGCUCUUUUCUACUGUAAACUCUGACAUGUGGAUAGGCCUCAGUGACCUUGCCAAGCGCUACUCUUAUAGUUGGCAAGACAACUCUCAAUUCACAUACACCAACUGGGUGGCUAGUGAAUCACAACCUCCUUACAGUUAUUGGCAAUCAGGUAAUUGUGUAGCUAUGUUAAGAAACCCUAAAAAAGCAGAUGAUGUUGCUAAAUGGAAUAAAGACCAGUGUAGUAAGAAGAACGCUUAUCUGUGUCAAACAAUGAAAGCCCCUUCCUCAACAGUACCUAGCACCACAAGCUCAUCCUCAACUUGUCCUUCCGGCUACGUCCAAUACAAAAAUACAUGCUACCUGUUUGUGAGCCAGCCUCAAACCUGGGACUCUGCCAGAAGCAUGUGUCAGGCACAAGGAGGAGACCUAGCCUCAACACUGGACACUUUUGAAGUGGCCAGGGUGGAUUUAGGUUUAUACAACAGUGACAUUUCAGACCCAGCCUGGAUAGGCAUGAGAUACAGUAUGGACACACUUGUCUACUAUUGGACUGAUCACUGGCCAGUUCAGAGAACAUUUUGGUCAUCAGGGAAUCCUGAUCUACAAACAAAUAGCAGCUGUGUGGCUUUCUCAAAAGCUGAAUGGAAUGACACAAAUUGUGACCAGAAGUUACCUUACGUAUGUGAGAUAAGAAAAGAUACACCACCGCCAACAACGCCUGUUCCUCUGGGCCACUGUGCUAACAACACCAAGAGGUUUGGCGAUUACUGUUACCUAAUCAAGUUUCAAGAUCAGCUGUCCUGGCCAGAGGCUGCCUACACCUGUGGCCGACAAGGCAUGCAGCUUGCCAGCAUUCAUUCUGCAGAGGAGUUGCAGUUCCUGAGAGAUGAGAUUGACAAGUUAGAGACUGAGGCAUCCACAACUUAUUUCACUAGAACAAACUUUUGGAUUGGAUUGAACAGAGACAGUGCAGGUGGCUUUGGUUGGACAGACAACUCUCCUACAGUUUAUUUUAACUGGGCUCAAGGUGAGCCAUCACUCCAUGUGACUAACCAGUACUCCAACACAGUGACUGAGGAAGAAUGUGUGGAGAUGUAUCGAGAGUCUGGUCAGUGGAAUGACCUGUCCUGCAUUGGCAACAAGCAAGGUUACAUCUGCAAAACUAGUCCAGUCUACCCCACUACACUGUCUACAACCACUACAGUCCAGCCCACUGUCACUUACUCUGACCCUUUCCUGCUGGACAGUACACAACUCACAUCAUCAACAGCCAGCACCAGACAAGCUGUUUAUCACUUGCCCUCCACUCAGAAAUAUUCAGGAAGUAAUAAAUUAACUGGAGGACAGAUAGCAGGCACAGUGAUAGGAAUACUUGGAGCAUGCAUCAUAAUAGCUGCCAUUGUGUUUAUUGUCUGGAAAAGAUACCCAGUGGUGUUGAUUAGCAAGACUUCUGGCAGUGGUUAUGACAAUGCUUUAUUUGUUAAAGAUGAAAGUCUUGAAGUUGAUGUUGAACAUGACCAAAGUGAGAAUAAAGUGUCUCUUUCUCUGGAGGGCAGCACCGUCAAAUUAGGAAUUGAUAUUUAGUUGUUUUUUUUAACUAAGUCUACCAAGCUUGCAAGAACCUCAUUUACUCAAAGAAGUGAAUGACAAUAGGUUUAAAUACUACAGUUAACUCUUGAUAAUCUGACACACAGGGCAUCAGCUGCACAUGCAUGUUUUAAUAUUAUUGGCGUAGAAUGAUCUAAUACAAAUGUGUAAAUUCAUGUAAUUACAUGAAUUGUAUUCUAUAGUAAGUAUAUUUUUAGAAUGUAAAUUGUAAUUUAAUAAAGUAUGUGUAAGCUGAAGUCAUUUGUUUUGUAUUUUUAGAUCAAUAAAUGUUUCUUUUUCAUUUAUUUUUUAUUUGAAAAUUAAUUAUAUAUCAUAAAUAAGUUUAGAAUUUUCUUGACUUUUAAGGUUAAGUUCUUUUGAAGUACAGCUAACCUUUGGUAAUUCAAUGCUUUCAGUAAUCAGACAUCCUCCUAGCCCCUGUCAGACUGUCAAGAGUCAACUGUAGUUUCUAUUUUUUUUUUUUCUGAAUAAGGUUUAAGUCAAUAAAAAAGAGACAUUUAUAAGCAAAGAUCUUUAUUUAUAUUGAAUCUUUACAAACGCUACAAUAUACUGAACAUUUACACAAUUCCAUGUGGUCUUUUAAAGCUUGAAUUGAAUGUAUAUUAAGCAUACUCUAAUAUUAUACUAGAAUGACUGGGUUUGAAGUUCAGGGUAUUUGUGUUUUAAAUGGAAGUAUGUGUACUUUUGCUUUGAAAAAUAAUUAUCAAGUGAAUUAUCUCUGCUUUUAAAUUGUGUAUAUAUUAACAAAAUGUUAACAUUAAAAAAUAACAUGUAAGUAGCUUUCUUUUAAAAAAAAACAAAAAGAGCUGCGGUGCAAACUUAGAUGUCUAAAUUUUUCCUUUCUGUUCUCUGCUUAUAUAAAACAAUCACCGACUGAAGUCUUUGAUGCAAAAAAAAAAAUUUAUUUACUCACAUAUUAGAAGAAUGGUUGAUGUGAGGUAAAUGAUAGAAUGCUAUAAAAAACAAAAAAAUAUUUUCCUUACUUUGAUUUCUACUGAAUGCUAUAUGGAGUUGAGCUUUCCCCCCUCCAACUGGUGUUUGUUGUGUGUGUGUGUUUUUGGGCCAGCUGGAGAAAGAGAGAGAGAGAGUGCAUUAUGUGAUGAAUGGUUGCUUGCUUUGCUUUUUUUAAUAUAAACAUAUGCAAUUUGAUUGGAAUGAUUCUCCUGUUACUUUGUGAAAAUAAAAUCAUGUUGAUGUUAAA